CACAUGACACUGGAAGCUGAAUGAAAUGAGCAUGAGAUGAAACCGACAUCCCAUCGAUGCAAGGCCUAUCACUUAGCUCCCCAGUCGCGUUAUCCACUGCAUAUAUAUCCAAUACACUCCACUCGUCAUCAUUCAACUUCACGCGGCCGGAACGUUCGUUUCAAUCGGCAUCGCCAGCGAUAGGAUAAUACAGUUGCUUAUUCCUUAGAACUAUGAGAGAGACUGAAGAAGUUUUGUCCCUAGAUCUCGAAGAUAACGACUACCUCUAUCGAAUCCGGAGAGGCAAACGGGUCGUUUACGUUUCAGUACUACACGCUGAUAUCAUCCCUCUAGACCACCGAACAGAUGGCCCUAGAAUACUGUCCAACCUAUGCCGUCUCCAGAAUGGAACAAGGAAUGGAAGACGCUUACAGUCACAAAAUCACCUAAUGGUGUUGAAUGCACUUUCAACAAAUUCUCACCACAUGCACUAGACCAUCGCACCAUCCUUACCUGCGCCGACCAUCGGUUUAACCUGUUGAAACUCGAACAUCGCGAACGGAUCAGCGACAGAAUCUCUCGUGUAGUUGUGUGCGGCAGGGUAUGCGUUCUUAAGAUGGCUAGGUUCAAGCACGAGCUUGAAGCUCUCGAGAAGGAGAUUCGAGCAUAUGGUGUUCUGAUGAACCACCAAUUUAGCCUUGUACCUGAAUUCAUAGGGUUUGUCUACGAAGAAGAAGAAAACCGGGUCAUAGGCUUUUUGAUUGAAGAACUGCAUGGACGACAUCCCAACAUUAGAGAUUUGAGAGCCUGCAAAUAUACUGUCCAGCAACUGCAUAGUAUAGGCAUUAUUCAUGGAGAUCUGAACAGAUACAAUAUCAUCAUCACAGGGCAUGAGGCAAAACUCAUUGAUUUUGAAGCAUCAACUCUUCAGAAAGAGGGACAUCACGAAGAGGCAAGUGACGAACUGCGGAAACUCACUGAGAAGUUAUUGGACAGCUCAGAGGCAGGAUUGCCAUAGAUGUAGUAAUUCAACAUCUUUUUCCUCUCUCCUAU
Messenger RNA from Pseudogymnoascus destructans, 1032 nucleotides. RefSeq lists its product as uncharacterized. Bases 371 to 997 code for a protein of 208 amino acids. The transcript is spliced from 2 exons. NCBI's taxonomy places the organism in Eukaryota, Fungi, Ascomycota, Leotiomycetes, Thelebolales, Thelebolaceae. The record is from RefSeq and is a predicted model, not a curated record.